Messenger RNA from Zootoca vivipara (common lizard), 13838 nucleotides. RefSeq names its product lysine demethylase 5A (gene KDM5A). Gene Ontology annotation, molecular function: DNA binding; histone H3K4me/H3K4me2/H3K4me3 demethylase activity. Lineage: Eukaryota; Metazoa; Chordata; Lepidosauria; Squamata; Lacertidae. Gene Ontology annotation, biological process: regulation of DNA-templated transcription; chromatin remodeling. Gene Ontology annotation, cellular component: nucleus; chromatin. The record is from RefSeq and is a predicted model, not a curated record.
GAAAGGGUUUUUAACAGACGCGUCACUUCCGGCGAGCCUCAAGAAGGGGAGGAAAAGGAAAGAAGAAGAAAAAACAACAAACCCCCGAAGGGGGAAACAAAAACAAACGGGAGGCCUCUUCAGCCGCGGGCUCUGCGAGACUCCAGCUCCUGUUUCUGAGGGGCCUCAGUGCUCGUGGGCAGCAGCGCUCCCCCUCAUCGAUGAGGACUGGGAUGUCCCUCCGCCCCCUGGCCCAUCUUUGAGCUUCUUUGCCUCCGCUUCUCCUUUCCCCCUUUCGCCCUCCCUGUCUCACUCCUUCCUUCCCUGCCUGCCUCCUCCUCUUCUGCCGCCGCCGCAGCUUAGCCCCUUCCCUCCCCGGCCCUGAGGCGGCGACAUCAUCACCAUCACCGUCGACGGCACCGCCGCCAUGUCGGGGGACGACGACGGCCCUGGUGGGUCUCACUACGUGGCAGAGUUCGUGCCUCCGCCCGAAUGCCCCGUCUUCGAGCCCAGCUGGGAGGAGUUCAGCGACCCCCUGGGCUUCAUCGGCCGCAUCCGGCCCUUGGCCGAGAAAACAGGAAUCUGCAAGAUCAGGCCUCCCAAGGACUGGCAGCCUCCUUUUGCAUGUGAUGUACAAAGUUUUCGUUUCACGCCACGAGUUCAGCGUUUGAAUGAACUAGAGGCAAUGACUAGAGUGAAGCUGGACUUCUUAGAUCAGCUGGCAAAAUUUUGGGAACUUCAAGGAUCUACAUUAAAAAUCCCAGUUGUGGAGAGAAAAAUACUGGAUCUUUAUUCACUGAGCAAGAUUGUUGCCAGCAAAGGAGGCUUUGAAGUGGUCACUAAAGAAAAGAAGUGGUCUAAAGUUGCAAAUCGUCUUGGAUACUUACCAGGAAAGGCAACUGGCUCACUGCUGAAGUCACACUAUGAACGGAUCUUAUAUCCAUAUGAGCUUUUCCAGUCUGGUGUCAGCCUUAUGGGCAUCCAAAAGCAAAACUUGGACCUUAAGGAAAAAGUGGAGGUUGAGGACCUCGGCAUUGGUGCCAAGUCUCCCCCUAAGCAGGGUACAAGAGUGAACGUUGUGCUGAAGAGAACCAGACGUGUCAAGUCCCAGGCAGAGGCAGGCGAGAUGAGUAGAAACACUGAACUGAAGAAGCUCCAGAUCUUUGGAGCAGGACCAAAGAUGAUGGGAUUGGCUUUGGGAGCAAAAGAAAAAGAAGAUGAAGUACCUCGAAGGCGGAAAGGUACUAGGUCAGAGGCUUUCGGCAUGCAGAUGAGGCAGCGGAAAGGGGCCCUUUCUGUCAACUUCGUUGACCUAUAUGUCUGUCUGUUCUGUGGCCGGGGCAACAACGAGGACAAAUUGUUGCUGUGUGAUGGAUGUGACGACAGCUACCACACUUUUUGCCUGAUACCCCCUUUGCCUGAUGUGCCCAAAGGUGACUGGAGAUGCCCUAAAUGUGUUGCUGAGGAAUGUAGCAAACCACGUGAGGCCUUUGGAUUUGAACAGGCUGUUCGAGAGUACACCCUUCAGAGCUUUGGUGAGAUGGCAGAUAACUUCAAGUCUGAUUACUUCAACAUGCCAGUCCACAUGGUUCCCACUGAGUUGGUGGAGAAGGAGUUCUGGCGACUUGUGAGCAGCAUUGAGGAGGAUGUAAUUGUGGAGUAUGGAGCCGACAUUUCAUCCAAGGACUUUGGAAGUGGUUUCCCUAUAAAGGAUGGCAGGCGAAAGCUGAUGCCGGAAGAGGAGGAGUAUGCCCUUUCUGGUUGGAACCUCAACAACAUGCCAGUCCUGGAACAAUCUGUUCUUGCUCACAUCAAUGCUGAUAUUUCUGGCAUGAAGGUGCCUUGGCUUUAUGUGGGAAUGUGCUUCUCUUCUUUUUGCUGGCACAUUGAGGAUCACUGGAGUUAUUCCAUCAACUACCUUCACUGGGGAGAGCCAAAGACGUGGUAUGGAGUGCCCUCCCAUGCAGCAGAACAGCUGGAGGAAGUAAUGCGAGAGCUUGCUCCGGAACUAUUUGAGAAUCAACCUGACCUUCUGCAUCAGCUAGUAACCAUCAUGAACCCCAAUGUGCUAAUGGAGCAUGGUGUGCCUGUGUACCGGACCAAUCAGUGUGCUGGCGAGUUUGUUGUGACUUUUCCACGUGCCUAUCACUCUGGAUUUAAUCAAGGAUACAAUUUUGCUGAAGCUGUGAACUUCUGCACUGCUGACUGGCUUCCAAUAGGUCGGCAGUGUGUCAGCCAUUAUCGGCGACUGAGGCGUCACUGUGUGUUCUCUCACGAAGAGCUAAUUUUCAAGAUGGCUGCAGACCCAGAGUGCUUGGAUGUGGGGCUGGCUGCCAUGGUCUGCAAAGAAAUGACUCUCAUGACAGAAGAUGAGGCACGUUUAAGGGAGGCUGUCAUACAGAUGGGAGUUCUGAUGUCAGAGGAGGAAGUGUUUGAGCUGGUUCCAGAUGAUGAGCGUCAGUGUGCAGCUUGUAGGACCACCUGUUUCCUGUCUGCUCUUACAUGUUCCUGUAACCCUGAACGACUUGUAUGCUUAUAUCAUCCAAAUGAUUUGUGUUCAUGCUCUAUGCAGAAGAAAUGUUUAAGAUACCGGUAUCCACUAGAGGACUUCCCUUCCUUGCUGUACGGAGUGAAAGUCAGAGCACAGUCCUAUGAUACAUGGGUCAACAGGGUCACAGAUGCGCUGUCUGCCAACCUCAACCACAAGAAAGAUGUGAUUGAGCUGAGAGUGAUGUUGGAAGAUGCUGAAGACAGGAAAUACCCAGAGAAUGACCUCUUCCGCAAGCUAAGAGAUGCUGUGAAAGAGGCAGAGACUUGUGCUUCAGUGGCCCAGCUGCUUCUGAGCAAAAAACAAAAGCACAGUAGACUGACCCCAGAGAGUGGAAGGACACGGACCAAGCUGACUGUGGAAGAACUGAAAGCUUUUGUGCAGCAGCUGUUUAGCCUUCCCUGUGUCAUCAGUCAGGCCCGGCAAGUAAAGAACCUGCUGGAUGACGUUGAAGAGUUUCAUGAACGUGCUCAAGAGGCCAUGAUGGAUGAGGUCCCUGACUCAUCUAAGCUGCAGAUGCUGAUAGACAUGGGCACUGGCCUCUAUGUGGAACUUCCUGAAUUGCCUCGCCUGAAGCAAGAGCUGCAGCAGGCACGCUGGCUGGAUGAGGUGCGGGUGACCCUUUCAGAUCCUCAGAGAGUCACCUUGGAUGUGAUGAAGAAACUGAUUGACUCAGGGGUGGGGCUGGCCCCACACCAUGCGGUAGAGAAGGCCAUGGCUGAAUUGCAGGAGCUGCUCACAGUUUCCGAGAGGUGGGAAGAGAAAGCUAAAGUCUGCCUGCAAGCAAGGCCUCGGCAAAGCAUAGCAGCUCUGGAGAGCAUUGUCAAUGAAGCAAAGAACAUCCCUGCUUACUUGCCCAAUGUGCUGGCACUAAGAGAAGCCCUGCAGCGAGCGCGAGACUGGACAUCCAAAGUGGAGGCUAUUCAGAAUGGGAGCAACUAUGCAUAUUUAGAACAGCUAGAGAAUCUGUCUGCAAAAGGCCGCCUGAUACCCGUCCGCCUUGAGGCAUUGCCGCAAGUCGACUCACAGGUAGCAGCAGCCCGUGCCUGGAGGGAGCGAACAGGCAGAACGUUCCUUAAGAAGAACUCAAGCUACACACUCUUACAGGUUCUGAGCCCUCGAACUGACAUUGGUGUUUAUGGAAGCAGUAAGAACAGGCGAAAAAGAGUCAAGGAGCUGAUAGAGAAGGAGAAAGAGAAGGAACUUGACCUGGAGUCCUUGAGUGAGCUAGAAGAUGGACUAGAAGAGACCAGAGACACUGCAACUGUGGUGGCCGUCUUCAAGGACCGUGAGCAGAAGGAGAUUGAAGCCAUGCAUGCCCUCAGGGAAGCCAACCUAGCAAAGAUGAUGAUGGUGGACCGCAUUGAGGAGAUCAAGUUCUGCAUCUGUCGCAAAACAGCCAGUGGGUUCAUGCUCCAGUGUGAACUCUGCAAAGACUGGUUUCACAGCACCUGUGUGCCCCUCCCCAAAACCAGCUCCCAAAAGAAAGGCUCCAGCUGGCCUGCCAAAGAAGUCAAGUUCCUAUGCCCACUCUGCAUGCGUUCGCGAAGACCCCGCCUUGAGACCAUCUUAUCUCUGCUUGUGUCCUUGCAAAAGCUGCCGGUCAGACUGCCGGAGGGGGAGGCACUCCAGUGCUUGACAGAGCGGGCUAUGAGUUGGCAGGACCGAGCACGGCAAGCUCUGGCUACAGAUGAACUGUCCUCCGCAUUGGCCAAGCUGUCUGUGUUGAGCCAACGUAUGGUGGAACAGGCUGCCCGGGAGAAAACAGAGAAAAUAAUCAGCGCAGAACUACAGAAGGCCGCAGCCAACCCUGACCUACAGGGUCACUUGACUAGUUUUCAGCAAUCUGGCUUUAACCGGGCAAUGAGUAGUGUGUCGUCAUCUCCGCGACAGACUAUAGACUAUGAUGAUGAGGAGACGGAUUCAGAUGAAGACAUCAGGGAAGCAUUUGGCUAUGACAUAAAGGACAAUGCCAGUGUAAAAUCCUCUAGCAGUCUGGAGCCCAACCUGUUUUGUGAUGAAGAAAUUCCCAUUAAAUCUGAAGAAGUUGUAACACACAUGUGGACAGCCCCCUCCUUUUGUGCUGAACAUGCAUAUUCAUCAGCUUCCAAAAGCUGCUCUCAAGGCUCCAACACCCCAAGGAAGCAGCCUCGCAAAAGCCCCCUGGUACCUCGCAGUUUAGAACCUCCUGUGCUUGAGCUGUCUCCUGGAGCCAAAUCACAACUAGAAGAUUUAAUGAUGAUCGGAGAUCUCCUAGAGGUUUCUCUGGAUGAGACCCAGCACAUCUGGCGGAUCUUGCAAGCAACACACCCACCAUCAGAGGAUAGGUUUCUACAUAUUAUGGAGGAUGACAGCAUGGACGAGAAGCCAUUAAAAAUGCGGGGAAGAGACUCUUCUGAGCGGAAGCGGAAGCGCAAGCUAGAGAAAGCAGAGCAGUUCUUUGGCGAAAUGAAGCAGAAGUCUAAAGAGCUGAAGAAGUUGGAGAAGCCCAAGAAGAAGAAGCUAAAACUGACCAUGGAUAAGACAAAGGAGCUGAACAAACUGGCCAAAAAACUGGCCAAGGAGGAGGAGCGGAAGAAGAAGCGUGAGAAGGCGGCUGCGGCCAAGGUAGAGCUGGUGAAAGAGUGCACAGAGAAAAAGAGGGAGAAGAAAAUCUUGGAUAUCCCCUCCAAGUAUGACUGGUCAGGAGCUGAGGAGUCCGAUGAUGAAAAUGCAGUGUGUGCUGCACAGAACUGCCAGAGGCCCUGCAAGGACAAGUUUGGAUACUUGCACGAGACCAAAACCAGGCCUUACUCAGCCAGGUCUCAUAACGCAAACAAGGUAGACUGGGUGCAGUGUGAUGGUGGCUGUGAUGAGUGGUUUCAUCAAGUUUGUGUUGGUGUCUCGCCAGAAAUGGCCGAGAGUGAAGAUUAUAUCUGUAUAAACUGUGCAAAGAAACAGAUGCAGGGGGCAGGCAGUCCGACACGUGCACCACCACCUCAUUUCCUGCUGAGCUACAAACUACCUUUGGAGGACCUCAAGGAGACGAGUUAGCAGCCACUUGGUCUUACUGGGACGUAAGGGAAAUGGAACACUAAGAUGGCGGCGUGAAGCUAAUGUAGCCACUUGGAAAUGCUCCACUUCUGCGGACGUACGGCCCUAUAGCGGAGCUGGCCCCAUAUAGCCGGCUUCCUUUACGCAAAAGGGAUGUCAUGGGCACAGGGGUACUGACCCAGCUAUGCAGAUACCACCCUGUUGGAAGUCCCAGCCAGUGUAUUUACUCCCAUGUUUCCUUUAAGAAAAAAAGAGGCUAAGCGUAGGUACCACCUUCAGGCUGAGCAGAUAUGAGGCCCAUGGAUUAAGCUUCUUUGCCUCAACAGUUCAAAUGGGGGUAAUUGUUGAGAAUCCUGCAACCCACAAGUUUGCCUCUUGAGUGGUGGGCUGAUUGGGCAGAGAUGACGAAGGCUCCCUUUCAGCCUUUUCACAUUGUAGAAGCUCAAGGCCAUGUUAUGUGGACAAGGAACUUGCGUUGAGCACCACGCAGGGGGAGAUGGGUGGGUGGAAAAAACCCAAACGAAUAGCUCCUGGUUUUGUUGUUAGAAGGCAAAGGAACUAUAGGUCUUGGAAACAGACAUUGAUUUUGUGUUUGCCCUCCUUCCUUUGGUGGUCCCUCCCCUCGUUGGGGAAAGCUCACCGUAUAAAUUAACAUGUAGCUGAGGGUAUGUUUCCUUGGCAAAGCACUCCUCUCUGCACUGGUGGCCAUUUUCCCUUGUCUCAGGCUUUGCUUGACACCCUGCCACUAAGUUGUCUGAAGCAAGGUGCAGCUGGUAUGUUAGGUAUCACGAGUGCAUGGGGUUGGAGAUGGGUGCCGAGAGUAGCCCAGCUUCCUCACGAUUCCACACUGACAUGCUUCUGUGAAAAACGCCAGCUCACAAGUAUUCCCAGCAUCACCAAACGGUAGUUUCACAGUUCCAAAAAUGCAGUCUACAGAUUGCAGCCCUGCUUCCUCGCCUUUAGGUUUCUAUGGAUUAAAGGCCUACACUUGGCUACAAAUCUGGCUCAAUCUCUCUCCCCCCCUGCUUUCCUGGAAGAGAGGCGACUUGGGGAGCAGGUGGCAAUUGUUUUAGUAAACCAAUUUUUAAAAAAGGACUGGUUUUUACUUUUUUCUAUGUCUCGGACUACUGACUUGUUCUACAAAAAAAGAAAAAAAGAAAGAUUAUUUUUCUUUGGUUUUUAUACUUACCACGGUUACCAGCAGCACAGAAAAAAGAGAGAGGCUCACACACACACACAAAAAAACCUGCCUGCAGGCUUGGGUUUUUAACUUCAUUCCUUCCUUGUAGUACAAGGAAAUUAGCAGUUACUCCCCACAUCCUUGCUCCACCUGCUGCCUGUGUUUUAAAUAGGUAAAAACAAAACAUUUCAUGUGCUACCUUCAUGUUGGAGUUUGUUCUGUUAGCAAGGCAUCUUGAUCCUUGCUAGCUUUUCUGUGAGUGGCUGAAACUGGCCAUGGUGGUGUGUCCCCGUCCCCCCCGUUCCCAUUAUCUAUUGUGUUUCCAUUCUUCUACAGUUCUAGGAGUGUUGUAAUUAUAGUGUCCAGUCUUACUAGAUGCAGGGGUUGGGAUUUUCUAAAAGAUAAAAAUCUUGUAGUGUUCUGCCUUGACUGUUUUGUGUCCCUUCUGUUGUAUCUGGUACUUGGAGAUGUCGUUGGUCAAGCAUCUUUGUCCUGAAGCACAUCGCUGGCUUCCGUCUACAAAUAACGCACCUCGUAAAAUAUUGGGGUGGGGGACUCUCAUUAAGUCAAGGGGUGGGUCUAGUGUUUUAUAAAACUGUUUACAGGACCCACAAAUGUUCUCCUGAGGUGCAUUUCAACAUGACCCUCUAAUUCCUUUGUGAAGAAGUGGAAAAUGCUGACAGGUUUCUCAAGUUUUCACUACAUUUUGAAGAGGCAGGCAACCCACUUCUGCUUCCGCUGUAAAAUCAAAUUGAAAAACAUCUUUCCUCUUCAACAGCUCAUGCGAUCAUAGUUGACAUUUCAAAGAAAUCUCUGGCUGGGUUUCCUUGGUCUUUCCUCCCCCCCCCCAAUCAUUUAUAUAGCUUUCUGGAUUGCAAUUUCAGCUUUUGGAAGCAAAUUGUCCUCUCAAUUGCGUGGCCGCAAGGUAAGAAAAGUGUAGUGAUUUGCAAAGAACAAGUAAAGCAGAUUAUUGAUCCCUGGUACAACAAAGUUUCUUACUUGGUCAGCCUCAGAUACCAGCCAGAGCUACAGUAUGAAGGUCAGACCUAGUCAACUUGAUCACCACAGACUUCUGAACAGAAAGUGGUAGCAGAAAAGUUGUGAUACUAAACUGUCAAAGAAAAUUUAAAGCAACAUGACUUUAUAGGGUUAGUUGAGGAAGUGUUUGUCCCCAUACUUUCUGGUCCUCCCAGGCCAAGAAAUCAUUAAGGUGAAACAAAUAUUUUAGUCCCUCUUUUGUUAAUGUGCAUAAUGUGUAUAGAUUUGCAGUAUUUAUGCAUUCAUUAUGCAUCGGCCUGGUUUUAUAGCCUAUUUAAGUCUGCUUUCCAAUCCUGGACUGUUUUUACCCUUUUUUGGCACUGGUUUCAAUUUUUCAAGUUUCUAUAAUGGGCCUUUUGAGUCAGACCAAAGUUUUAUCCAGCCCACCAUCCUUGUUUCAUUCAGCAGCCAACUGGAUGCCUCUGGAAAAUCCACGAGCAAGAGUGUGAAGGCAAUAACCUUCUGUUACUUCGUAGCAUUUAGUAACACACAGCCUCUCAGUGUAGAGGUUCCAUAUAGCCAUCCUGACUAGUAGCCUAGGAACCUUCCUACCUUGAAUUCACCACCGUGGUUGACCCACCCUACCAGACCAAAUGCAUCAGUUCAGGGGUUCCCAACAAAAUUUUCUCGAGGACCCCUCAUCGAGCCGCUAUUGUGACAAGGACCCCCAUUAAUUGACUUACUUGCUUGAACAUCAAAUGCAUUAUCUUCCUCUUCAUCUGUAGGCCUUUGUCAUUUUAACGAACCACUUUUUAACCAAUGGUCCAUUUUUAACUACGUGAACUGUAGCUUCCGCGAAAAACAACGCUUUGUUUACAAACACUACUGUUUUGCAAAGAGGCAGCGCGCACCAGGGAGGAGGGAGGGGAAUGGAGAAGACAGGGUACCUGCGCAGUAGCGCACAAAUAAAGCCAACGCGCGCAAAGCAUCUUGGGGAGGUGAGUGUUUAGAAUGCGCGUGCUGCCUCUUUGCAAAACAGUAGUGUUUGUAAAGCGCCACCUAACGGCAUACAGCAGAACUACUGCCUCUAUCUAAUUCUAGUUUUGCGCUAGACUCUGCUCAUGCAGGAAGUGGCCAAAACAAAAAAUCUGUUAUCAUACAAAAUAUAUUUAAUAUAUUUUUUAUUCUAAUAGCAUCUUGCGGACCCCUCUGGCAUAGCUCGCGGACACCUGGGGGUCCACGGACCACCUGUUGGGAACCACUGCAUCAGUUUAUUCAGUUAACAUUGCCUUUGUGUUCUCACUUUACUUCCAAAGGCCAUUGCAUUUAUGAGCAUGAAGUAUGAUCUGUCAAUCCUCAAAGAUCUUCACUAAGUCCUGGCUAAGUCUCUGUUCUGACCUUAGGCUGCCAAAUGUUUGUUGUUGGUGUGUGCUUCUGUCUCCUCUCAAAGUAACAGGGUAAUACUAGCCCCCUUUUCAAGAGGGUAAGAGUGUACAACAAUUCCCCUAGAUGUUCAGGGAAAGUGGUGUGAAUGCUUUAUUAUAUUUAAUGAGUCCCACUUAAGUUACUCUAAGGGUAGGAGGUCUUGACUAUCACUGACCCUCAUCUGAAAAUGGGAAAGAAACAUGUUAAUAUAUAUUGUCUUCUGGCAAAUGAGGCAGAGUAAUCUCUUACCUGAAAAUGAUUUUUCUGCCUUCAUGUGCCUCUGAAGUUCAGAGCAAAUUCAAUGCAAGUUCCUACAGUAUGUAUGCUGAUUCUGAAAACGGUGAAGCCUUAGAAAGCAGGUUCAGAGACCAUCCCCUCCCUCCCUCGUUCUGGCCUGGGGCUGGUUGUUUCAGAAUGCCCCAAAGCUCAGUCCUGCAUCAGAAAACCCAUCCCUUGAGCUCUAGGAGGGGCAGUGGUUGCUACAAAUGUUGAUGACUUACCCAUUGGUUGGCAUCUGUCUCAGGAGACAAUGGAGGAGUGCGCCUUUGGGGAUGAAGUCAAACUUGGAAGGUUACAGUGCCUGCUGUGGCUGUAGAAACAGAUAUGGGAAAGACAUAUUUUGUUGCAGCUGGGGCAGAUGAAGGCACCCUGUUGUGCCACUGCAGAUGCACCAUGGCACUGCUUCCCUCUGCACUUCUCCCAGCAGUCAUUCUUCCUCUGGUGACUGCUAUGGAUGGCUUACCAAGACAUACCUACUGGGCAAUGUGAUACCAACAAUAGAAAGGUGUGGGGCAGACUCGUUCAGGACAUGUAUGUAUUUUAGACAUAGCUUACAAAUAAUGCUGUCGGGGUUUCUGCCUCCCUUUAGUAGUGUGUAUGAUUUCCUGCAUUGCACUGUGAUUGUUGCAGAUUUCUCAGAAUUUCCUCUUGGCGAAAAAAACAAGAAUACUUUUCCUUUUGGAUGCAAAGAAGGGAUUGAAAAUCUACAUGUUCUACUUGUAGGUAGUCUAAUGUCAAAUGGUUAGGAGAUGUUCAAUAAGCACAGCCCAUUUUUCACCGUGGCCUGUACGCUACACCUAUUCAGAUACUUGAAUAUUGCACCUUUUGUAGUAUGGUUCAUGCUCCAAAUGUUUUCUGUGAGGCAGGGGUUGGGAAAGAGCAAGAAACACCUAAGCCAGGCAUCCCCAAACUUUGGCCCUCCAGAUGUUUUGGACUACAAUUCCCAUCACCCCUGACCACUGGUCCUGUUAGCUAGGGAUCAUGGGAGUUGUAGGCCAAAACAUCUGGAGAGCCGCAGUUUGGGGAUGCCUGACCUAAGCUAACUGGGACUUGUGGGCUUCAGAAUAUUAUUUGUGAAGCUUGAUGUUUGAUCCGUAUACUUGGGUAGGAAAUCUUAUGUGCCAUAGUUAAAUUUGAAUUGAGCCUCAUUCUGCUCAGUUUUUUUGCCACAUACAACUGGUUCAUUCCCUUGCAAAAAUCAAAAUUCUUAUUUUCUAGAGACUUUUUACACUCAUCAGGUGCAAGGAGAUCUAUAGCAUGCUUAACUGCAAAGCGGGGAGGUAAUGCUAUAUAUAGACUGAAAAUAGUGAGGUCAGGAAAGAUCAAAGUGAGGAUAAGGGGUGAAGAGAACCAGCCAUUGGAUUAGAAAUGUGAAACAAUGAGCCAUUUCCAACUUUAGAGAUGAAGCUGAGGAGGACAGCUUUUCAAGCUACUAAUACCUGGGCUCCAAGGAAUAAAGCAAUUCCCAGGAAAGGUACAGAUUUCCUUUCCUAGAGUAGUUUAAAGGUGGUAAAGAAAGCAGCAAAUAGGGGCCAAGUCUGCUAAAAGUAAAGCUAUACCAAAAUACUUUUUAAGAGAGCAACUGGAAUGCUGAACAAAAUGUAGAUGGAUUAUUUAAAAUGUUUGGAUUUUAAUACAUUUGAUGUGAUGAAGCUGUAUAAGAAAUAUUUCCUUGCUGAAUUGCUACUUCCUGUGAAGUUUACAGCCCCAAUACAUUCACACAGAGUCUGUCUGACCAAACUCAAAAGUUUCAGGAGUGAAAUUUCAGGAGUGAAAUUAAAACUCUGAAGGUAGUUUGGCUUCUCAAUAUGGAUGCACAAAGGGUGGGGAAGGUCAUAGCCAUAAUGCCCUGUUUCUGAGCUCCUAGGGCAAUCUAUCUGGCUCCUACUGGCACCUUAAUUUGUAGUAAGCACUAAUGGAGUUGGGGGCAAGAGGAAAGGUGGUGUAGGCUUUCAAUUUGACAAGCAGUGGAGUGACUUUGCACAGGGCUUGUCCACACUUUGGCUUGUCUCAUGCCUAGAAAGCAGGGGUCUGAAAAGUUCCCCACUUGUUCUAUGCUUUCUAGACAUGGGUCCAUUUUCUCCAAGAAAGUCUACUCUUUACCGUAGUGCUGAAUCAGUGCAAACGUCAGUCUACUCUAAAACCCCAUUGAUGUUUGUUUCGAUUCGGCUGUAAAAAUCAGAUUUCCUCAUGGGAAAGCGGUGGGACAAGUGGAAGUCUGAUGAUGAGCCCACAGUCUUGGGCAACCAAAUUGUUCCAUAUUUUCAGUCAUUAGCUAGUUGGAAGGACAGCUGGGAGUAUUUUUGUUUGAAAUUUGCAGAUGACAUCAAGCUGGGAAACAAUGGUAAAAAUGUAGAGCAAAGUGAUUCAGGAGCAGAAGAGAAAUUAACUUCUUGAUUCGUAAGGGGCAAGCUAGGUUUGGUAAGUAUUGGCAUUCCUCGUUCAAAAGCACUGGCGAGAGCCUUGCUUUGCCUCCUGGCCUUCACAAAUAAUUGAUUAACAAUGAAACUGCUAUCAUAGCCACUUUCUCUGCAAGCUCUGAACUAAGUGGCCUCAUUUAGGCAUUGCGCAAGAUGAUGGAAGGUCUUUGGAAGAUGAUGAGCAAUCAAGGGUUCCUACAGCAUGGUUGGCUAACCUUUUUGGCCUGUGGCCUGUAUUCACCCUGGCCAACCCUCAGGUAAGGUGGAUCACAUAUCAGCAGUAGGUGUGGCCAUCCCAUAAACUUGUAUGCAUGUGCAUGCACACAAAGGCACUCAGGCUCCCUACUGAAAUGACUCAUUGGCUUCUACAGCCUUGUCAGGGUUCUGGGCUUCAUCUACCCAAUUGCAGUCUACUCUUGCCACCAAAAUUGGUGGGGUUUGAGCGGGGGCAGAAACAUUGCUUGGAGAGGCCAGAUUUGGCUCUGGGGUUUAGUCAACCCUUGUCCUACAUUCUCACUAUUUCCAGAUGAUGAACCAAAUCUCAGCAAAAGUAGUUUCACAAGCAUUACAUCUUCAGUAUAAAAAAACACUCCUGCUUGCCAUGUGGGUAUUUGUGAGGUUAUGCAACUGGAAUGGCAGGGUUGUGUCCUAAGUCAUACCCAAGAAUAAAGAAUAACCCAUUGAAAUAAAUUGUCUUGACUUAAGUUGAUUGAUUUCAGUGGGUAUACUCUUGUUAACCUAGGAAGCUACUAAAGAACAAUAUGAGGGGGUGAUGGUAAAGCACCAUUGUCCCUUUUCAGUGACUUAACCCACAAAGCCUGCCAUUGUAAUGACAUAUUGUUCACUAUUUUAUAAUUAUUGAGACUUUUUACAUUCUUACACUGCUGAUGCUUUUGCAUUCCUACCUGUCAUACACCAGGGGGGAGGGGGGGGGAGGUGAGAUGGCCAGAAUUUUAAAGCAAAACUACACUCCUCUUUCUCUUUUGCUUUUAUUUAUUUUUAUUGCAAAUAUAGCAUGCUACUAAUUAAUUAAAACAUACCAACUCUACACCUGAGCCAAUAGAUUCUAUGAUUUCUCUUAUGUCUACCACCACUGGAAAUUUUUGAAUACUUAGUUGCAGGCAAAAUAAUUAAGAGAAGUGGUUGAAAUUUUCUCCAGCAAACUAGUGCUCUAAACUAGUGCUGUUAGUUUUUUGAAAAAUUAUUCACAUGGAUAGGGAAUUCUGGUACAGAAUUGUGAUUGCUGUGGAUUCACAUAUAUUUCUCCACAGAGAGGAAUGUCUAGUUCUUUGUAUGUUGUCAAAUGUAUCUCUAUGACAAUGUUGACACAAGGCUUUGGGUUCUAAGGCUUUGGGUUCUUUCAACUUUGUGCUCUCCAAAUACUUUGGACUAUAACUCCCAUCAUUCCAGGCUAGCAAUAGCCAUUGGUUUUUGUUUUUGGAGUGGUGGGGGAGAGAGAAAAUACAGCAUGUUUCUGGGGAAAAGUUUGGCAACUGAGAUUAAUCGACUGCAACUGCAUACAUUUAACUGAUCAUAAUUUAUGAUGAGCUCAGAAUUUGGAAGCUUUUGAGAUGCAGGUGUGAACUGUUUAGGUCAUGAAUUUCUUUAAUGUGCUGUGGUUCAAGGGUAGCUGCUUAGCUGUCUAAACAAUAAGGAAUAUCUUGAAGUGUGUGAGAACUUAAUUUAGGGUGGUUAUCCAGCAGUUCUCUAAUGUCCCCUGUGUGAGAGCAAUACACACCGCAAUGUUUUCAAACAGCUUAGGAAUUUCCGUUCUUGAUCUCUUGGUUCUGCUGGGGUUAGCUGGCAAUAACAAUUCAUAAAUCUGUAAAAUUGGAAAGGACCAGUUUAUAACCUUAUCUUACUGCUUUCUAAAAACAAACAAGCCAUAUUUGCAUCUUGAUUCAAAUAACCUAGAAGCUGAAAAAGUUUCAGCAACAGUCUAGCAACAUGCAAAACUUUCUUGUGUAGAGAUGAAUCGUUAGUCCAUAUUCCUCAA